Ixodes scapularis (black-legged tick) is the source of this 1955-nucleotide messenger RNA. RefSeq names its product potassium/sodium hyperpolarization-activated cyclic nucleotide-gated channel 2. NCBI's taxonomy places the organism in Eukaryota, Metazoa, Arthropoda, Arachnida, Ixodida, Ixodidae. The transcript is spliced from 8 exons. The record is from RefSeq and is a predicted model, not a curated record. Gene Ontology annotation, biological process: transmembrane transport; potassium ion transport. Bases 31 to 1620 code for a protein of 529 amino acids. Gene Ontology annotation, cellular component: membrane. Gene Ontology annotation, molecular function: voltage-gated potassium channel activity.
GGGGCCCCGUCCGAGGCCAAGGCGUCCGCGAUGCGCAGCUGGCUAGAAGGACUGUUCCAGCCGGGUGACAACAAGCUGGCCAUGAAGGUGUUCGGCCACAAGAUGGCGCUUAUGAAGGAACGCAUCCGGCAGAAGGCCGCCGGGAAUUGCAUCAUCCACCCGUGCAGCAAUUUCAGGCUCUAUUGGAAUCUCUGCAUGGCGCUGCUUCUCGUGUCGAACCUUAUCGUCUCGCCCGUGACCAUCUCGUUCUUCAAUGAUGACCUGUCUAUCCGAUGGAUCGCCUUCAACUGUGUCUUGGAUGCAGUCUUCCUGUUUGACAUCAUCGUCAACUUCCGAACAGGACUCUUGAAUCGGGACAACUCGAAGCAAGUAAUCCUGGACCCGCGGAAGGUCGCCUGCCGCUACAUCCGUACCUGGUUCUUCCUGGAUCUGAUCAGCACCAUCCCGGUCGACUACGCCUUUCUUCUCCUCAACCAGGACCACAGCGGCAGUUACCAGCUGCUCAACGCGGGCCGCGCAUUACGCAACCUACGUAUCGCUAAGAUGCUCAGCCUCCCAAGGCUACUGAGGCUGUCGAGGCUCGUUCGAUACGUCAGCCGGUUGGAAGAGGUCUACUUUCUCAACAGGUCAAGCGUGUUCGUGAGAAUUGUCAACCUGAUCUGCAUGAUGCUUCUCAUUUCUCACUGGAACGGGUGCCUUCAGUUUCUCGUCCCCAUGCUGCGGGGGUUCCCUUCCAAUUCCUGGGUUGCCAUCAACGAGCUCGAGGAGAAAAGCUGGUUUGAGCAGUAUUCGUGGUCCCUGUUCAAGGCUGUGUCCCAGAUGCUUUGUGUAGGCUACGGCCGUUUCCCACCCCAGAGUUUCGCGGAUAUGUGGCUCACUCUGCUGAGCAUAAUCAGCGGUGUCGCCUGCUACGCCUUUUUGCUGGGUCACGUCACAAACCUUAUACUGUCCCUAGACUCCUCGAGUCGUCAAUACAAAGAGAAGAUAAAGCAAGUAGAAGAAUACAUGGCGUACCAUAAGCUUCCCAGUGGUCUUCGUCAAAGGAUCACAGACUACUUUGAGCACCGCUACCAGGGAAAAUUCUUCGACGAGGAGGCCAUUUUCGGAGAGCUCUCAGGGGGGCUACGAGAGGAUCUAAUCACCUUCAACUGCCGGACCCUGGUGGAAUCGGUGCCGUUCUUCGCCAACGCUGACGCCAACUUCGUCAGUGACGUAGUAUCAAAGCUUAAGUACGAGGUCUUCCAGCCAGGUGACGUCAUCGUCAGGGAAGGGACGCUUGGUAUCAAGAUGUACCUCAUCCAGGAAGGCAUCGUGAAUAUUCUGAUGAGCAACGGAGACGUAGCUAUCAGUCUUUCAGAUGGGUCCUAUUUUGGAGAGAUGUGCCUCCUGACCAAUCAGCGAAAUGUGGCCAGCGUGCGCGCCGAGACCUAUUGCAACCUCUUCUCCCUGUCCGUGGAGCACUUCACCGCCGUGCUCGCCGCGUACCCGCUGAUGCAGCGCACCCUGGAGUGCACAGCCUCCGAGCGCCUGAACAAGAUCGACGAGAACUUGGAUGCGGACAUAGGCCUUGCCCGGUCAGGACACCGUGAGAACAAACAAUACAACGAGGAUGAAAAGUGAAGACCACGAGUGGCUCUAAAAAAUGAGCUUGUAAUUCAUGCUUACGGUUUUACACUGAAGCGUACAAUCAGUGUUGUUAGGACAUGCUAGACAUACGUAUACGUGCCACGAAGGACACUACACAUGAGUGUGCAAAACUUCCGUAACAUUAUCAUGCUGCGCUGACAUUUUUGUUGGAGUGUUGCUAGGUGCACGCGCUUCGCGCACUGGCGACUUUGUCGUGGCUUGCAAAAAAUACAGAGUUUUUUAAAGCCACAGAUUCACUCCUCGUAUACAUUAUACAAAAGACAAUGUGUUUGGUACAGACAAGAUGACAGAAUCCAACCUUUUUUUUU